Molecule: messenger RNA, 2767 nt
Organism: Silurus meridionalis
Lineage: Eukaryota; Metazoa; Chordata; Actinopteri; Siluriformes; Siluridae
Gene: slc39a6
Product: solute carrier family 39 member 6
Exons: 11
Coding region: 166-2250 (694 amino acids)
Biological process (GO): intracellular zinc ion homeostasis; zinc ion import across plasma membrane
Cellular component (GO): membrane
Molecular function (GO): zinc ion transmembrane transporter activity
Source: RefSeq, a predicted model, not a curated record
UGUCUGAUUUCACCAAGCGGAAGUGUGGUCUUGAUGACUAACUGGAGCUGUUCAGUGUUCGGCGGGACCCAAAAACUGGAGUCUUAAUGACGUGUUAAUUAGCAGUAGAGCUGCAAAGGUGCUUUCUAUUUCUUCAUUAUCGUUCAGAAAUUCACAGUUCCGCAGAUGGCAGUGUGGAUACGGUUCAUGAUAGUGACAGCUCUGUUGCUGAUUGAUGCAAAUGGAAACUGUGGACCUCUGGUAGAAGCGACAGACAGUCUUUUAGCAGAGAGAACACAGAAGCAGAAUCUGCAUGCACUUUUUCUUAAGUAUGGUGAGAAUGGGACCAUCUCAUUGUCUGGUCUCCGAAGGCUGCUUGAGGGUUUGGGAUUAGACCGCAUUAGGAGAGUAACAGUGCAACACCAUGGAAACAAUCAUGAACACACACACUCACAAACACAUGUGCACAAACAUACCACACGCGCACAUUUUGGUGGUAGCAAGAUGGAUGGUGAUAUUUCCAGUUCGGAGAAGAGUGACUCCUCCAGUGUGCAUCCUGACUCAACAUCAAUGAAAAAGAGCCAGUCGGAUGUUCACCACAAUCUCUACAUUAAGAGAGAUUCUGAUACCACAGCAAUCCUGACCACACCAUCUUAUGUCACCAAAUCACUCCGUGUUGAACGCAGUGCAGACUACAAGCUUAUGGACUCGGAUUAUUCCCAGACCAAUACAACACGUUCAAAUGACACGUAUCGCACCGAAAACAUAUCCACACACACCCUGGAUGACCACUAUUACCAGGACAAGGAUCUGCAUACUCCAUUGAGCUAUAACUUCAAUCAAGAGUGUCACAAUGCCAGCAUGAUUCUGCAGAUGCAUGGCAUGUCCCAAGGAACAACUCUCUCUGUUAAUGACUUCAGCUUCCUUUGCCCUGCCCUCCUUGUGCAGAUCGAUUUUAAGUCCUGCAUUCUGCAUGCUGAGAACCAAUCAGUAUAUAAAGAUCACUACCACCAGCAUGAUAAAAAUGCUGGAAAAAGCCAGAAGAAUCCUUCCAUUUAUAUUGCUUGGAUUGGAGGUUUUCUCUCUAUCACAAUAAUCAGUUUGCUGGCUCUGGUUGGUGGUGUGCUAAUUCCACUAAUCAACAAAGUCUGUUUUAACUUCCUGCUCAGCUUCUUGGUUGCCCUUGCAGUAGGUACGCUCAGUGGAGAUGCCCUGCUGCAUCUUAUCCCACAUUCCCAGGGUCACCAUAAGCACCAUCAUGCUGCCAGUGAGAGCUUGGAACAUGGUCUCAGUGGAGACAGUGAAGAUUCUCUUAAGCCUGUUUGGACAGGAUUGACUGCAUUGGGGGGAGUCUACAUUAUGUUUCUCAUAGAACACUUUUUGACCCUUGCAAAAAUGUUCAAAGACAAAAAACAAAAGGUGCAGAAGAGAGCAGACUUGGCUGUUGAAGUUUCAGAUUCUCAGACUGUGUCAGUAAUGGCAGACCCUAAAGUUAAACCACUGGAUGACUCUGAGGUCAAUGGCAGGCAUGCAUGGGGACAGGGUCUGCCUGAAGAGGAAGAAGUGAUGUUAUCUCAGGUUUACACUGAUGAAGAAUGUGAGAACAAGUGCCACUCCCACUUUCACGAUACUGUUGGCCAGUCAGACGAGCAGCAUCACCAUCACCACAACUACCACCAUAUUCUGCAUCACCACCACUCUCAAAACCAUCAUCCCCACACUCACACACACAGACAUACACACUCUUAUUCUGUCCAGCAUUUUGAAAAUGCUGGUGUUGCUACCCUUGCCUGGAUGGUCAUUAUGGGGGAUGGCCUGCACAACUUCAGUGAUGGCCUGGCUAUAGGAGCAGCUUUUACAAAAGGUUUGUCUAGUGGACUCAGCACUUCAGUUGCUGUGUUCUGCCAUGAGCUUCCUCAUGAGCUGGGAGAUUUUGCAGUCUUGCUAAAGGCUGGAAUGUCUGUGAAACAGGCAAUUCUUUACAAUUUGCUCUCAGCAAUGAUGGGCUACUUGGGAAUGGUGACAGGGAUUCUGAUUGGUCACUAUGCUGAGAAUGUGGCCAUGUGGAUCUUUGCUCUCACAGCUGGACUCUUCAUGUAUGUUGCACUGGUGGACAUGGUUCCCGAGAUGCUACAUAAUGAUGCUGGUGAAACAGGCUUCAGUCAUUAUGGAUUCUUUGUCCUGCAAAAUGUUGGGAUCCUGCUUGGUUUCGGCAUCAUGCUCAUCAUCGCCAUAUUUGAACACAAAAUUCAACUUGUUAUUGGAUUCUAAUCUCAACCCCACUGCCCCAGUUAACACCUUGUUCACGGCUCAUAGUCAAAUCUAAUUCAUUAACCUGUUUUAAUAUACAAAUAUAAAUAAAAUAUAAUACAAAUACAGGUCCUGCAAAAAAAAAAUGUUGAAUUUUGGAGCAGAUGUUACAUUAUAGUCAAAGUUCUACUGUCUCAUUAGAAUAUUAUUUUCAUACUGUUACUCUGUAGAAACCAGUAGUGUCACUUUUUUAUGUUUUUUGUCUGCGUGGACAGCUGAGAGAAUGCUUAUGCAGAAAUAACGCUGAAAGUUACAUUACAGUCAUGUAUAUAAUGGGGUUUAUCAAUCAGUGCAACAUUUUCACAAAAAAUGUAGUUAUUUAUGGUAUUGUAUAACCUGUAAAAGUAUUAUUAAGCAUUUUAUAUGCUAUUAGAAUGUGCAUAAGUGUAACUGCUUUGAGUGUUUUCUUUUGUUCACAUUCUGUUUCAGUUAAGUUUUGUUAUAAAGACUGUGUGGAAAAAUAAAACAGGUAGAUGUA